This is a messenger RNA of Beta vulgaris subsp. vulgaris (sugar beet), 2093 nucleotides long. RefSeq names its product putative F-box/LRR-repeat protein At4g15060. Gene Ontology annotation, molecular function: protein binding. The transcript is spliced from 5 exons. Bases 374 to 1906 code for a protein of 510 amino acids. The record is from RefSeq and is a predicted model, not a curated record. NCBI's taxonomy places the organism in Eukaryota, Viridiplantae, Streptophyta, Magnoliopsida, Caryophyllales, Amaranthaceae.
CCUUAUAGGCCCCACUGGCUGGACGACCUCUCUGUGUUUUUCUCUCUGGCGCUGCGCUGCUGCUAUUGUUGUGUGGUUGCUCGAUCUUAAUACUGUAUCAUUGUUAGUGUUAAGAUAUUAUUUAGGAGAUAUUGUAUAUAUCUUUAGAUUUCCUAAAUUGUGUUAAUAUCUUUUAUUUCCUAUACUUAUCUUUUAGGAUUAGGAAUAUGAUGUACUAUAUAUAUAUACGUUUUGAGGUGAAUGAGAAGGAAAGGUUGUUGAGUUUAUUUUAUCAGUUAGGGUUUCGGUUUUUAAGAUUUUACACGUACAAGGAUCGGAGUUUGGUGGAGGGUGUAGUACUCUAUCGUAGUGUGACCGCAGCUUGCUGUUUGGGAUGUCUACUUGUGUACCUAACCUCGGGCAAAAGGUACAAAAUGAAGAUAAGGACCGGCUUAGCAGCUUACCAGAUGAUAUACUAGUCUCCAUCCUACAACUAAUUGAUAUAAACGAUGCAACAAGAACUAGCGUCCUUUCAAGACGUUGGAGGUAUUUGGCUCCGUAUUCUUAUUUUACUGUUGUGGACUUGGAUGCUAGAAAGACAUCGCUGGUUGAUUGCGAGACUGGCUAUAUAUCUUAUAAUGAUGUAAAACCCAAAUUUCUGAAUUGGGUUCAUCACUUAGUAACUUCACACCGUGGGCCAUUCAUUAAUGACUUUAGAGUUUGUUUCCCAUUAAGUCAGGAAGAUUCAAACUGUUUAUGUAACUGGAUCAAACUUGCUUUUUCUAAAGGAGUGAAGAAGUUAGAGCUAAAUUUUUCUAUGUCAGACUUUUUCGAUUUUCAUGAAUAUCCUUAUUUUUCUCAAUGCUCCUUUCCAUCCACUUUUUUCAAGGGUUUGUGUUUCAAGAAUGGGUCUAGCAAUCUAACAUCUCUAUGUCUGAGGUUUGUUAACAUAAGUGGAGAGUUACUAGAGUUGCUUUUAUCUCAUUUCCGCCUCUUGGAAUGGCUAUACAUUGAAGGCUCUGAUGAUCUACAGAAUCUUAAGAUCAUAAACUCAUCUGAAAAGUUGAAACACUUGGCUAUACACCGGUGCCAGUUUGUAAAGGAAAUUGAGAUACAUGCUGUCAAUCUUUUGUCGUUUGAAUUCUCACACUUCCACGAAUCCCUCAAUUUCUCUGGGUUUCCUGCCCCUAGCGUGAAUGUGAUAUAUGCUAGUGUUCCAUCACUCGUUGAUGCACGGUUUUGUUGGUGGCGUUGCCCUAGUUUGCUUCCAUAUUUGUGGCAGAUGCAUUGCUUUGCUGCACAGUUGACUAAACUUUCUCUUCAGAUAAUUGAUAGUACUUACCAAGACCCGCACCUACUACCUUCCUUCCCUAACGUGAAGAACUUGGAGUUACAAGUAACCAUUGGUCACCAUAGCUUUGAUUGGAGGCAUAUGAACCUUCUUCGGCUGAGACGCUAUGCAGAGGCUUGUCCAGUCUUGGAUAAUGUUAAGCUGCAGAUAAAAUGGCGUUGUGAUUGUCCCGGUGAGAAAGAGAUGCAACUAUCUGAUUGUGAGUUGGAUGUUGAUUUUGAUUCCGAAUAUGGUUCUGAUUUCGAUUUGGAUUCUGAUUCUGGUCCUGAAGAAUACGAUUUAGAAGAUGUUAAGCAGUGGUUGGAGGAAAAGGAGGGAGUUAAUGCAACCUUACCUUUCUUGCGGAAACUUGAAUGGACUGCAGCAUUUAGUCAUCACUUUGAAGCCGAAUCUGAACUCGCCUUAUACUUUGUCAAAAAUGCAGUCAUGCUUGAGAAAUUCAUUUGUAAUCCACGGUUUAAGGAUGAGAAUUGGAAUCAGAAAUAUGAGCAUGUUCUCGAAGAAGAUGCUCGUAGACAACGUGCUAGGAAAUUAGCUCUGGCUAUACCAUCUUGUAUUGACUUUACAAUUUUGUGAAUUCAUCUACUUCUUUAGUAACAUAAUAACAUCCUGUCAAAAAAAUAACAUUAUAAAUGCAACAGUUUGAAUUUAAACAUUAUUCACAAUUUUUACUUUAAAGGUAAAGUUUGAAAUAUAAUCAUUUAGGGUCUGGUUGAAUUCGACUUAACUUGUAAUUUUUAUGAUUUAGUUUUUACAUUUUUUA